Molecule: messenger RNA, 7856 nt
Organism: Protopterus annectens (West African lungfish)
Lineage: Eukaryota; Metazoa; Chordata; Ceratodontiformes; Protopteridae
Gene: KIF1A
Product: kinesin family member 1A
Exons: 51
Coding region: 359-5794 (1811 amino acids)
Biological process (GO): microtubule-based movement
Molecular function (GO): microtubule motor activity; microtubule binding; ATP binding
Source: RefSeq, a predicted model, not a curated record
UCAGCAGCAGUAGCUUCACCAUCAGUAGCAGCAGCAGUUCCGCAGGUCUCCCACCCCGCAAACCUACAGCUAGGGAAGAAUCAGGGAAAAAAGAGCAGAGAAAACUGAAGUCAGCACUACAUACUGAAGCGACCGAUUGCUAGCUUUGCAUGGACACGGACAGAAACCUGCUGUCUUCCUGUUUUGCCUUUCUUCGUCUCCAAUGACGGUGGGGUGGGGAGGUUCAGGGCGCAUCUCAGUGACGGUCAGCACCUAGUAAAAGGAUCAAGCGCUGCCGAAGGGCUGAUCAGGGUACAUUCCGUUCCCUGGGAGUGCAGGUGCCCUCCCACUUCAGACCAGGUGACCUUCAUCUGCCAGCAUGGCAGGAGCAUCUGUGAAGGUGGCCGUAAGGGUUCGUCCCUUCAAUUCAAGGGAGAUCAGCAAGGAAUCCAAGUGUAUCAUUCAGAUGUCAGGUGCAACAACAACCAUUAUAAACCCCAAGCAGCCAAAAGAACCUCCCAAAAGCUUCAACUUUGACUACUCAUACUGGUCUCAUACAACGCCUGAUGACAUGAACUAUGCUUCACAACAGCAAGUAUACCAGGAUAUUGGGGAAGAGAUGCUGCUACAUUCCUUUGAAGGCUAUAAUGUAUGCAUCUUUGCCUAUGGACAGACAGGAGCUGGUAAAUCAUAUACCAUGAUGGGCAAACAAGAAAAAGACCAGCAAGGAAUCAUUCCACAGCUCUGUGAAGAUCUCUUCUCUCGCAUCAAUGACGCCAGUAAUGAUAACAUGUCGUACUCUGUGGAGGUGAGCUAUAUGGAAAUUUACUGUGAGCGUGUGCGUGACCUACUGAACCCAAAGAACAAGGGAAACCUACGCGUCAGGGAACACCCACUUCUUGGGCCUUAUGUUGAAGACCUUUCCAAACUGGCUGUCACAUCUUACAACGACAUCCAAGACCUGAUGGAUUCUGGAAACAAGGCUCGGACAGUAGCUGCUACAAAUAUGAAUGAGACGAGUAGCCGUUCCCAUGCUGUCUUCAACAUCAUCUUCACACAGAAGCGUUUUGAUCCAGAAUCUGCCACUGCAACCGAAAAAGUAAGCAAAAUCAGCUUGGUUGACCUGGCAGGAAGUGAACGUGCAGAUUCCACAGGGGCAAAGGGUACAAGGUUAAAGGAAGGAGCCAACAUUAACAAAUCACUAACAACUUUGGGAAAAGUCAUCUCAGCUCUUGCAGAAGUGGAUUCUGGACCAAAUAAGAACAAGAAAAAGAAAAAAACUGACUUCAUUCCAUAUCGGGACUCUGUGCUAACUUGGUUACUAAGGGAAAACUUAGGUGGUAACUCCAGAACAGCCAUGGUAGCUGCCUUGAGCCCUGCUGAUAUUAACUAUGAUGAGACCUUAAGUACACUAAGAUAUGCUGACCGUGCCAAGCAAAUCCGUUGCAAUGCAGUCAUCAAUGAAGACCCCAACAACAAACUGAUUCGUGAAUUAAAGGAUGAGGUGGCGCGGCUGAGAGACUUGCUUUAUGCCCAGGGUCUGGGUGACAUCAUUGAAAAUCCUCCUGAACCUACUGAGGAAGGUGGAUUUAAAUACAUCUCCGAUUUUGCGAACAAUAAUAGUAAUCGCAGAGUGAGUCAACGACCUGACAAUCUCUCCACAGUGACCAAUGCCAUGACGGGAAUGAGCCCAUCUCCUUCUUUAUCUGCUCUCUCCAGUCGUGCGGGCUCCAUCGGAAGUCUACAUGACAGAUUGAUGUUCACACCAGGCAGUGAGGAAGCUAUUGAGAGGCUGAAGGAAACAGAGAAGAUUAUUGCUGAACUCAAUGAGACAUGGGAGGAAAAGCUGCGGCGGACAGAGGCAAUACGAAUGGACAGGGAAGCACUGCUGGCAGAGAUGGGUGUAGCAAUGCGUGAAGAUGGUGGCACUGUGGGUGUUUUCUCUCCCAAAAAGACUCCUCACCUCGUUAACCUGAACGAAGAUCCGCUUAUGUCAGAAUGCCUACUGUACUACAUCAAAGAUGGUAUCACAAGAGUGGGGCGUGAAGAUGCACAAAAGAGGCAGGACAUUGUUCUGAGUGGACAUUUCAUCAAAGAUGAACACUGCAUCUUCUGUAGUGAAACAUUGAACACUGGAGAAGUAAUUGUGAAACUGGAACCCUGUGAAGGAGCAGAUACGUAUGUUAAUGGCAAGAAGGUGACAGAGCCAACUAUUCUUAGAUCAGGUAAUCGUAUCAUCAUGGGCAAAAGCCAUGUUUUCCGCUUCACACACCCAGAGCAGGCACGGCAGGAACGGGAGAGGACGCCAUGUGCUGAGACACCUUCUGAGCCUGUGGACUGGGCUUUUGCUCAAAGGGAGCUCCUGGAAAAGCAGGGUAUCGACAUGAAGCAGGAAAUGGAACAGAGACUUCAGGAACUGGAGGAUCAAUAUCGAAAGGAACGGGCUGAAGCCAACUACCUUUUGGAGCAACAGAGGCUAGACUAUGAAAGCAAGCUAGAAGCUUUACAGAAGCAAAUGGAAUCAAAACAAUACCCUGAAAUGGCUGAAGAGGAAGAUGAACCUGAAGAUGAAGUGCAAUGGACGGAGCAGGAGUUUGAGCUGGCUCUUUGGGCAUUUAGGAAAUGGAGAUGUUAUCAGUUCACAUCCCUGAGAGACCAGCUAUGGGGUAACGCCAUCUUCCUGAAGGAAGCCAAUGCAAUUAGUGUGGAACUCAAGAAAAAGGUUCAGUUCCAGUUUGUGCUUCUAACAGACACGCUGUAUUCGCCGCUCCCACCGGACCUCCUACCUCCUGAUGCUACAAAGGACCGUGAAAAACAACCUUUUCCUCGAACCAUUGUGGCAGUGGAAGCCCAAGAUCAGAAGAAUGGAGCCACUCACUACUGGACGCUUGAUAAACUCAGGCAACGACUGGAGUUGAUGCGGGAGAUGUAUGACAAAGCUGCUGAAGUUCCCUCAAGUCUCAUUGAUGAUUGUGACAACAUUAUGACUGGUGGAGAUCCUUUCUAUGACAGGUUUCCCUGGUUCCGGCUGGUUGGCAGCACCCCUUUUUUCAACACAUGCAUGAGUGAACGCAUGGCUGACCUCACCCCCUCCCCCACCUUCUCGAACCCAGACUCUGACAUCACCGAGCUCGCCGAUGAGCCACAUGAUGGGAGGGAGGAGGAGGAGGAGGAGGACCUGGAAGACGACAUCUUUCCGGAGUACUCGUGUGGUGGCCAGGACCCUUUUUACGACCGCUCACCCUUGUUCAGUUUAGUGGGAAGGGCCUUUGUUUACCUUAGCAAUCUGCUGUACCCUGUUCCUCUGGUACACCGAGUCGCUAUUGUAAGCGAGAAGGGGGAGGUUAAAGGCUUCUUGCGUGUGGCUAUCCAAGCUAUUUCUGCGGAUGAGGAAGCUCCAGAUUAUGGCUCGGGUGUUCGACAGUCAGGAACUGCUAAGAUCUCAUUUGACGAUCAGCAUUUUGAAAAGUUUCAGGCAGAAUCCUGCUCAGUUGGAAUGACUCGAUCAGGAACGUCACAGGAAGAGUUGCGGAUUGUUGAAGGCCAAGGUCAGAGUGGAGAUUCCGGACUAUCAGCUGAUGAAGUUAAUAAUAAUACCUGUGCAGCAACACCUGAAGACCACAUGUUGGAUAGCCCAAUAAAAGCGCCACCUGAUGGAGUAGCAGAGGGUGUAAUGGAACAUCUCAGGAUCGGAAGUAUUUUUACUUUCAGAGUAACAGUCCUGCAAGCAUCUAGUAUCUCUGCUGAAUAUGCAGACAUUUUCUGCCAAUUCAACUUUAUUCAUCGUCAUGAUGAGGCCUUUUCUACAGAACCUCUGAAGAACACUGGAAGAGGACCACCUCUUGGAUUCUACCAUGUGCAGAAUAUUGCUGUGGAAGUCACCAAGUCUUUUGUAGAAUACAUCAAGACACAGCCAAUUGUGUUUGAGGUGUUUGGUCACUACCAACAGCACCCCUUUCCACCACUCUGUAAAGAUGUCAUCAGCCCACUGAGACCUUCUAGACGUCAUUUUCCACGAGUCAUGCCUUUGUCCAAACCUGUUCCAGCUACCAAGCUGAGCGCAGUGACCCGUCCCAGCUCUGGCCCAUGCCAUGCCAAGUAUGACCUAAUGGUCUUCUUCGAGAUUUGUGAGCUAGAAGCCAAUGGAGACUACAUCCCAGCAGUUGUCGACCACAGAAGUGGCAUGCCUUGCCAUGGAAUCUUCCUCCUACAUCAGGGGAUACAGAGAAGAAUAACUGUGACAAUAGUGCAUGAGACAGGAAGUGACAUUCAAUGGAAGGAAAUCCGUGAGUUGGUUGUCGGUCGUAUUCGUAACACCCCUGAGAGCGAUGAGUCAUUAAUUGAUCCCAAUAUUCUUUCCCUCAAUAUCCUAUCCUCUGGAUACAUUCAUCCCUCUCAAGAUGAUCGGCAGUUUCUUGAUUCGGAUAUGCCUAGCAUUUCAUAUGGAAUUAACACUAGGACGUUCUACCAAUUUGAAGCCGGAUGGGACAGUUCCAUGCAUAAUUCACUGUUACUGAACCGGGUGACACCUUAUGGAGAGAAAAUCUACAUGACACUAUCUGCUUACCUGGAGAUGGAAAACUGCACUCAACCAGCAGUGAUCACCAAAGAUUUUUGUAUGGUCUUUUACUCCAGGGACGCCAAACUCCCAGCAUCUCGAUCCAUUCGUAACCUGUUCGGUAGUGGGAGCCUUAAGCCUUCUGAAAGCAAUCGUGUGACUGGUGUGUAUGAGCUUACCUUGUGUCAUCUUGCAGAUGCUGGCAGUCCAGGCAUGCAAAGAAGAAGAAGACGAGUCCUGGACACCUCAGUGGCUUAUGUUCGAGGAGAAGAGAACCUUGCUGGCUGGAGACCACGUAGUGACAGUCUCAUUUUAGAUCACCAGUGGGAACUGGAGAAACUGAGCUUGUUGCAAGAGGUUGAGAAAACACGUCACUACCUUCUGCUUCGAGAGAAAUUAGAAACUGCACAAAAGUCAGGCAUGGAGUCAAUUUCAUCAUAUGUCAAUGAAAGUCUGAAUGAACCAUUCACUUUCUCCCAAAUAUCAAGAAGCAACAGUCAAGAUAUACAAAGCCCACCAAAUGAAGUCACAAGUGAAAGACAGAAAGAACUAGCAGCCAAGUGCUUGCGUCUUCUGACUCACACCUUUAAUCGGGAGUAUAGCCACGUUUGUGCAAGUGCCAGUGAGAGCAAGUUGUCUGAGAUGUCUGUCACCCUGAUGAGAGAUGCAUCUACGCCUGUGCUAGGAAACUCCACCCUCACACCUUCCUCCACAUGCCCAUCACUUGUGGAGGGUCGCUAUGCCAACACUGACAUCAGGACCCCUGAGGCUCAGUCCCCAUUGCCAGGACCAGAUGAUGAACAAUUUGUGCAAGUUGAGCAGAAGAAAUCUCCAAUUCAGAUGAAGGAGGACAAAGACAUCCCACGACCUCUUAUACCAGACAUCCAGGAGAUCCGAGUCAGCCCCAUUGUAUCAAAGAAAGGCUAUCUGAACUUCCUUGAGCCUCACACCAAUGGCUGGGUAAAACGUUAUGUGGUGGUUAGGCGGCCAUAUGUGUACAUCUUCAACAGUGAGAAAGACUCUGUAGAGCGUGCCAUUCUAAACUUGUCAUCUGCUCAGGUGGAAUACAGUGAGGACCAGCAGGCCAUGUUGAAGAGUCCAAAUACGUUUGCUGUGUGUACAGAGCAUCGUGGGAUCCUUCUGCAGGCAAAUAGUGACAAGGACAUGCAUGACUGGCUAUAUGCAUUCAAUCCACUGUUAGCUGGUACCAUCAGGUCAAAACUUUCAAGAAGGAGAAGUGGACAGAUGAGAAUCUAACAGAAAAAAAAAAAAUGAUUACAUCUUCCUUUUUGGGAAUCGGAGAAACCUAAGACAUAAAUCAAAACACAUGAUCAGUCAUGGUAAUUUUUUAAAACAAACAACGAUGAUAUAAACCAAGCGUUAUUGGAAAUGCACUUGGAGAAGCUAGCAUCAGUGGAACUGGUGGGAGAGCUGGAUGCACGUGAACUCCAUCCUUUCUCUGCUUACGCCAUUCUUUUUGUUUCCUUCAACACAAGAGUUAUUUCCAGAAGAAAAGCCCUAAAGAUACCAACGAAUCUUCCUUGCUCUGCAGUUUGUUACCAUGACUUUUCAUUGCUUCUCUUCACUACUAUAAGGAUUUUUAUCAUCUUUGGUUCAGUUUAUAUGAAGAGAUGAUUCCCUAGCAUGCCCCUAUAACUCAUUCUAAAGAAAUCAAAGGCCUAGGCAGUGCAAAUAAAACUCAUUGCAGCAGCAUCUCUUAGAGAGAACUCAGACUCAUGCUAGUGACCAAUCCACUCACCUGCGCUUGAUGUCAAUGGAGUUGUAUCUUUCUCACUGCUGAACAGGAAGUUGGCCUCAUCAUAUCUGACUUCUGCCAUGCAGAUUUUGCUGUGUGCUGUAUUGUCAGGCUGUUUUAUGUGCACUGGUGUGUGGUAGAACUUGAAUGCUUGCAAGACUUGCCACUUGACUAACUACCAAAUCUGCCUGCCAUACACAUAGUAAUCAAAAUGCAGAUAUCGCUGCAGUGUGUUGAAGGGUGAUGUGUUAUAUAUUUGUGUCACUCAUGCGAUUUCCAUCUUGAAGAGCUGCACCAGGCUUUUGCUAACCCAGGCCCACAGAUGUGUGAUUCUCUGUUGAGGACUGAAGAAUUUAGGUGGUGUGACUCCAGCAUUACACAAGAGUGCAAAUUAUUUUUAGUUUCUGAUGUCAUGGUUAUAGAGGCAGGCUAAGCUCAAGCUCUUGGUUAAAUGUCUAAGUUUUUAUUUAUUAUUAUGCAAAUCUCUCAGAACAAGGUAACAUACCAACUCUGAGACAGUGGAGGUACUCUGUAGAAUAAAAAAAGAAUUGAAUGCUUCCACUGAUAAGUCUUUGCAGAACCAUAAAAUAAGGAAGAGAAACAUCCAGUCCUGUUGACAGGUGGAGACCAUGCUUAGUACAAACUCAACUGUGGAGGGAGGUUCUGCUAGCUUAUGUACUCUCUGGCUAGACCUGGGGAAAGGAGAUGCACCUGAAAAACUGCAAUGAAAAUGACCCCCCCACACACACACACAUACACACACACACAAAUCAGAAUUAUUUUGUCAUCAUCAUCAGUUCUGCCUUAAAAAUAGAGAAGGAGAACACUUCUGACUUCAGUUUUCAUUACUGGAGUAGGAAGACAACAACAUUAAGUUAAAAUGAAAUAUAAAAAACUUACUAAAGAGAAUUAUUGCUUAUAAAGUAAGGAAAGUUAUUGUCAUUUAUUUAUUUAUAUAUUUUACUCAUUACACGAUGUAAGUUGAACUGUACUUAAAUACUGCAUGCAACACAAAGUGGUGGCAAUGUCAAUUAUGUCCUCGUUUUAUUAUAGCAGAAAAAGCAAUGAAGCAGUUCUUUAUUUACAUGUUGGAUUGGUUGGUGAGUCAGAUUUACAGAAGUAACUAUUUUAAUGUAUGUACUAAAAAUUAAUGUGAGUCUCUGUUUUGAAAGCAUAUGCUUGAAAGCUUUAUGAUUGCAGGUGAUCACCAUAAUUACAGAGGAGGUUAAGACUUACUCAAAUACAAGUCAAGACUAUUUAUGUUUUCUAGUAAUUUGCAUGCUUAGCAGAGAGAACAGAGAAUUUAGUCACAUCACCCUUUCCAUAUGAUUCCUUUGGGCAAGUCUGCAUAAACACUGAAAUUGUCAUAUCUGUGCUUUGUUUAGUGAUUUUUUGAUGAUAGCAGAAAUCAGAUACUAUGCAAGCUUGCAGUGUUUCUAAACGCUAGGCUCUUGUGCGUUGUAUCCACUAGAAUUUGCAAUAUUUGGGGACUGGAAGAAACUAACCAGAUGUCUCAGUGUUAUAAACCAUAAAAUAAAAGCAUUUAUGUAUUUUUUUAACUUG